AUGGAUACAGGUGAUCUGGACGUGAUUGUCGGCGAUUACACGCAAGCACUCAUUGAAAAACUGAACAGUGUUCAUGAGAAAUACUGGCACAGAUCAAAGCAGCCAGUGGUUAUACUAUUAGGCUGGGCCGGCUGUCGGGACAAGUAUCUCUCAAAGUACAGCUCAAUGUAUAACGACCAAGGUUGUGUAACUGUGCGCUACACAGCUCCCCUGAAGACGGUGUUCAUCUCCGAAUCAUUCGGUUACAAGGGGCUCUACAACACAGCACCGAAACUGCUUGAAAUCCUGUACGACUACGAGGUGGAGAACAACCCAAUCUUCUUCCAUGUGUUCAGCAACGGUGGCUUCAUGCUAUACCGCUACAUGGUGGAGAUCCUGCAAAGCCACAAGCAGUGCAGCUCACUGUAUGUCGUAGGCUUGGUGAUGGACAGCACUCCAGGGAACCAGAACAUCCUGGGCACCCUACGAGCUCUCAAAACCACGCUGGGCACAAAGGGCAACGUCCUGCUGCGCUGGCUUCUCUUGGCUCUGUUCGCUGUUUCUGUGGUCCUCCUCAUACCCAUCUUAUACCCCGUGACCAAACAUUUCCACAAGAACCAGGUGCAGGUCGAGAGCUUCGACUUUAUCACACCGCCUCAUGUGAGUCUGUUCCGAGACUGUCCUGAAGAUUAUUCUACGUUUUCGUUUGGUGUGUUUUGUUAUUGCUUAUUUUGA
Molecule: messenger RNA, 714 nt
Organism: Clarias gariepinus (North African catfish)
Lineage: Eukaryota; Metazoa; Chordata; Actinopteri; Siluriformes; Clariidae
Product: transmembrane protein 53-like
Exons: 4
Coding region: 1-714 (237 amino acids)
Source: RefSeq, a predicted model, not a curated record